Messenger RNA from Cucurbita moschata (crookneck pumpkin), 1384 nucleotides. Its product is annotated as E3 ubiquitin-protein ligase RING1-like. The record is from RefSeq and is a predicted model, not a curated record. The transcript has a single exon. The coding region runs from base 86 to 1231 and encodes 381 amino acids. Gene Ontology annotation, biological process: protein ubiquitination. NCBI's taxonomy places the organism in Eukaryota, Viridiplantae, Streptophyta, Magnoliopsida, Cucurbitales, Cucurbitaceae.
UUUCCCUCAUCACCCGUCACCACCACCGCCCAACCUCCCAUCUCUUCCGCCUUUUCCUCGCCGAUUCAGUUGCCCCAUCCACGCCAUGCCCUGCCACCGGGCUUGUCUUGGGUCCCGAUACCAUUUUAAAUUUUGUUAUACACUCUGUACUCCUAACUGUUCCCUUCUAUGUUCUCCAAAGCCACCGCCGCCGCAUCUGCCUUUGCUUCCGUCUUCCGGUAACCCACCCCGCCCCCAUCCCUCGGGAAAGACUCUACUUCUUCUCAGUUUGAUCUCCACAGCUACUUUAGUCGUCGCCAUCUUCAUGCUUUGUCUUCUUGUCAAGAAAUUGAAGGAGUAUCGUAACUCCAGACAGAACGGGCCGCCUCUGUUCGAUGUCCACAGAGAGAACCUCCCCGAUGACGAUGAAGAAGGACCCGUCCUUGACCACCACGUAUGGUACAUCAACACCGUCGGUCUCCAGCAAUCGAUCAUCGAUUCAAUCACCAUGUUCAAGUACAGGAAGGACGAGAAACUAAUCGAAGGAUCAGACUGCUCGAUCUGCCUCGGGGAGUUUCAAGACGACGAGAGCCUUCGACUGUUGCCUAAAUGCAGCCACGCCUUCCAUGUUCCCUGCAUCGACACGUGGCUGAGAUCGCACAAAAACUGCCCCCUUUGUCGUGCUCCAGUGCUGUCCAACUCCGCCGCCCCUAAUUUAGUCCCCAUCGAACCUAUCGGAAACCAGCCGCCGGCGAUCGAAGAUACCCAAAUGGAAACAGAGGCCGUCGAGGAAGAAAACAGAGGAAAUGAAAACAGUGGAGAAGGGGGUAGCAAUAGUGGAGGGAAUUCUGAAAUUCCCAUCAAAGGGCUGUCUCGGACUUUGAGUGAUUUGACUGAGAAUCAAGUUCGCGAGGCUGUGGAAGACGAAGGACAAGCGAUAAGAAGGUCGGUUUCUAUGGAUUCAGUUUCUGCAAUGGCGAUUUAUCAGGCGACGGCCAAAAUACAAAUUCCAGAAGAAGGUUCUUCUUCAAGUGGGGCGUUAGUGGAAGUGAAGAAUUCAGUCUCUUCGAGGAAUGUUCCCUUUCCAAAGCGGGGAGUCGGAAAUCAGAGCUUGUAUAAUCUCGUGAAGAGCAUUCCAUUUGGGCGUUCUGUGCAAAAGGGUGGGAUCUCGAUGAAAAUGUUAAGUUCGGGUAGAAGGAAGAUACAUUGGGCCAGGCAUUACAGAAGCCAGAGCUCGGUCCUUCCGAUGUGAGAAAUAAAGAAAUCUUAAUGUCUGCGGAAGUCACAAUCUUUUCUGUACAGUUCCAAGAAGCUGCCCUGCUCCUACACGUGUCUGAUAAGGUGUUCAAGCUGCUGCAACUCUGGUCUGUUCUGUUGGGGGUUUUUUUAAAAGGUAAUAUACGAA